This is a messenger RNA of Rotaria sordida, 796 nucleotides long. The record is from the annotation of a GenBank genome assembly. Lineage: Eukaryota; Metazoa; Rotifera; Eurotatoria; Philodinida; Philodinidae.
AAUUUGGAUAGGAAAUAACAGUAUUAUUGUUAAUAGAGUAGGUCCUUUAAUACUGCUUGAUGAUAAUCUUGGUAAAUCAGCCAUUGAUAACUGAAGAUAAUCAUCAUCAGUUUUGAGUAAUACUGAUGUUUACGAAUAAGUAUAAAGUAUUUGUGUUCCAAUUCCAUAACUAUGUACUUUACAAAACGGACAAGCAUUAUAACUAUUGAAUUGAACUAUAUUGCAACUAUGAGCGAGUACCGGUAAAUCAAAUGUGAUCAGUUGUACUUGAAUAUUAAAUUUAAUCUUUGUAUUAUCAUUUAAUUUUAUUAUAACUCCAUUUUUAUAUCAAUAUUGAAUUUGUUUAACAAUAUUAUUCCAUAACAGUUCUCUAUUUGGAUGAGUUCCGCCUAACCAAGCAGCAAAUACCAUGACAGCACUUACGUAAUCUCUGACAGAAGGAAGAAUUGCAAGAAUUGUGACUUGAACUGGUCAUAGUGAUUUUCUACAUAUUUUAGUCACAGAUGCCCCAUCCAUAUGCAACAUUAUAGUUAACUUUCUCUGAUUUUUGUUCCCUAAACAUUUAUAUAUAGAACCAUUUGGUACAUCACAUGGUAAAAUAUCAUGUAAACAAAUAGAAUACUCAUUAAUUAAACUUAUAUAUCGUUUGGCUGUUGAGCAAAUUUCAUCUUUAAUAUCAUUUAUUACUAAUUCAAUAACAUUCAUAAAUGGACGCCUUUUAUUAUUCAAUGGACAUUCAUCAGUACAUACAACCUGUUCAAAAGUUUUUAAACGGGAUAAACAUUCACGACAAUAA